Messenger RNA from Sungouiella intermedia, 1365 nucleotides. The record is from the annotation of a GenBank genome assembly. NCBI's taxonomy places the organism in Eukaryota, Fungi, Ascomycota, Pichiomycetes, Serinales, Metschnikowiaceae.
AUGAGCGGCCUAGGUAUCGUUCUUGAAGAGGCCGAGUCGCCUGUUCCGCUGCGAGCUAUUUUGGCGGCGCCCACGCCUCAGUCGCCUCGCAUUGCCCCUCCUAACUUCACUGACUCAGAGGCGCUUCUACCACCGCUUCCUGAUGAUGCGGCAGCCACGGUGGCUCGCACUUCCACUGCAAGUCCCCUCGUGGCUCCCUCCCGGUUGCAUUUCCAAAUGACAGGCUCCCCUGUAGCCAGCAACAUGGAGUUUGCCGACGAGUCUCUGCCUUCGCAACUGAUUUCCUACGACAAUGACUUGGUGCGCACGCAACAGUCCCACAAGGUGCUCAGCGACUUGUUCUCGGACCAUCUGAUGUAUGAGCUUGAUUCCCUGGCAUUAAAUGAAUCCACACCCAUGUCGUUCCCUCCGGCAGACCUGACUUCCUCCGGGAACAACACUGUUCAUCUGCACCAGCCUCCUAGCCUGACUUCGGGCUCUGCGGGGCUGACCACGAAUACAUCGCCGUUAAAGCGAUUGAAGAGCUUGAAAAACGGUAUCCGCAAGCUCUCGUUGCUGAAGAUGAGCUCGCUGCUGUCAGUCAGCUCUCCAGUGGUGGCUGAGACUCCGGUGGCACCUCCAAGGCCCACCUUGACUCCCACGUACACUGACCCAUCACAGGAUGUGAGCCUGCUGUCGUCCACAGGCGACAGUUUGCGCUCCAGCACUUUCAGCUCGCUGGCCGGUGUUGGCCAGCUGGCUCCAGCUUCAGGCUCUACGCCUCAGGCCCCAGCUCAUAUCCACACCGCCAGUCUGGGUCUGCUUGCUAAGGCCCGCAGACGCACAUUGUCUGGGUCGCAUUGCACGCUGGCAGCCACCACGCCACCACUUCCACUGCCCAUUAUUACCUUGUCGGAGAACUUGAACACCACCAAGGAGACUAUGGUGGAUAUUGAACUGAAUUUUUUCGAGAAUAUUGGAACUGUUGGUGGAGCUGCCAGUGACAAGGACAAUCUUGGUAAGCUCACCACCUCGGAUGAGCUCAUUGAGUAUUCCUUGUACUUGAACGAGCACAAAAAGUUGGUGGUUGGAGCCUACGAUGCAACUCGUGAACGUUUGAUCAGUUCCGGGUGGUGCUCCAACCAUGACUUGGAGAAUUUGAGCCUCCAGCGGGACUCUUCGUUGAGCCAAAUCGAUACAAAGCUCUUGCAGAUCGAAGAGAAACUCAACCUGGAAUACCAGUUGCUGAUGCUCAAUAAUCCUACUCUGGCCAUGCCUCGAGGCAAACACGCAAGCAAUUUGCGUGAAGCAUCCUUGAGUCCUAGUCUCAAGGUUUUGGAGAGCCGGUGUUUUGCCUUCACCGGAAGCGAAGUUGAGUUGCGCUAA